Messenger RNA from Ylistrum balloti, 4299 nucleotides. Its product is annotated as protein sister of odd and bowel-like. The record is from RefSeq and is a predicted model, not a curated record. The transcript is spliced from 5 exons. Gene Ontology annotation, cellular component: nucleus. The coding region runs from base 130 to 2571 and encodes 813 amino acids. Gene Ontology annotation, biological process: regulation of transcription by RNA polymerase II. Gene Ontology annotation, molecular function: DNA-binding transcription factor activity, RNA polymerase II-specific; RNA polymerase II cis-regulatory region sequence-specific DNA binding; protein binding. NCBI's taxonomy places the organism in Eukaryota, Metazoa, Mollusca, Bivalvia, Pectinida, Pectinidae.
GGCGGCCGGUAGAGUGGACUCCUAAGUGAACACGUAAUACCUCCAUUAACUGGUUUCAGAAGAGGAUUCAAAUUAAUAAAAAAGCCCUCGUCAUCAUCAUUGUCUCAUUGAAAUUUCCAAAAUAUCACCAUGAAUUACCAGAAGUUCUACACAAAUGGGAUCCAUUCAAGCUCUUUACUUUGCCAACUGGCCACCAUGUGGAAGUCCCAGACAUUGUGUGAUGCCAUCAUAAAGACAGGCAGCAUUAACACAAAGGCACACAGACUUGUCUUGGUAGCUGCCUGUCCAAUGUUGCAAUCCAUGGACAAUGCAUCCAUUGGAUCUCACUUAGAAGUUCGUUUGGCUUCUGAAAUCAAACAAGAUUCAGUCAAUAUGUUUCUGCAAUACUUAUAUGAGGGCUUCAUGAUGCUAACUGAAGACAAUCAUAAAGACAUUGAAAAAAUUGCCAGACUGUUGCAGGUCGACAGUGUUAUUAAAUGUUGUGCUGACUUUUGUAAGAGUUUACAUGAGAAAACAGGACUGUCUGUUUAUUCUGCAGGACAGUAUAAAUACUCUUCACAUGAUAUGCUGGAAUUCAAACAUGUUAGGGUAUCAGGUAUUCAAAAAACAGUUCAGGACAGCAUGAUGAAACGUCACUCAGAUUUCCAAAGACCAAAUAGCCCGGGAUCAAAGCGACCUAGAAUGCACAGACCCGGGAGUCCCUCAGAUGGUCAGCGUGGCGAUAAUAUGUAUGGACAUUCUAGUCAUUCCGACUCUGAUAGAGUACCCAGACUCGGCUUAGGGUCAUUUCCAGGUGCUGCUGGACGAAAUCUCCAGCCAGGUGUAGUAGAGGUAAUUGAGGACAGUUUAGAAUUGGUGCAGACAGAGCCUGUCGAAAGAGAUCCUGUUACAGGAAGGCCUAUAGAUUCACGACCACCGGUGCAAAAAACUGUCGCGAUAUCUGUAGCAAGUCAAGUCACAGGUGGUGACCCAGAUCUUCAAAUUGUGAAUGUUUCAGGUGUUAAAGACGGUACAUCAUCUUCAUCAUCAACAUCUCGUGCACAAUUGUCAACAGCUACGCAUACCACAUCUACACCCAUUGCUCGUGACUCGCGAGGGUCAUUUAUGCAUUCCUCAUUUUCAUCACAACAAUCAUCCCAGUCCAUGAGAAGUGACAUUCCUAUGCCAAGUUUAUCACGAGCUUCAUCUGAUAGAACUAUGUCCCAAAUGCCUCGUUCAGACAUACAGAGAUCCAUGCAAAAUCAGUUUUCAUCUGAACCACAGCAGCAACAACAAAAACAAUCCAGUUCACAAUAUCCUUCUAUUCCACAAGCUCUAAUUGACAUGGAUUUUACUGCAGCUAAACAAAAAUCUGAUGUGUUCCCAACAAGUCUACAAAAAGCUACAGAUGCUUUCCCAACAAACUUGCCAAAACCCUCCGAUGUUGUGUUCCCAGGGAUGCAAAUGAGCAGUCAGCAAAACAACACUCAACAGUCGAAACCAUUUGCUGCGGGUAGUGCUGGUCAAGUAAACCAGUCAGUCCCUGUUCACAUCAACACCUCCUCGUCUUCUAGUAGUCCCAUUACAAGUCUACCUCCUGUCUCUCCUGUCAUUCCAGACACCUCAUUCAGUCUAUCGGCCUCUCCAAACAGCAAAUCACAACCAUCAACCUCAAGGUCUGAGAGUGUGGAGAGGCCUGGUUCCGGUGAACGUAUGAAAGAAGAAAGGCCUCCAACAGUUGAUUUAGUAGGCCCGGACAUAAGUAUAGUCAAAAUUGAAUCUACAGACAAAGAUGAGACAGGGGCAUUAGAUAUGUAUGUAGACACUGGUGACGAUGGUGAGGUGCAUCCCCAUGGAAUGGAGGGUGAUGGCGAACAAACGUAUGAAGGUGGCAGUGACUAUGAUGUGGAAGAACCUCCAGGGGAAAUGGAGGGCUCAAAUGAAGGCAGCAACUUAAGUGGAGAUCAAAACGCAUGGUACCUCAAUACAAUGAAAGAGAUGAGUGGCUAUGACAAAGUGUCUAUGACAGCCUUGCCUCACUAUGGAGUCCCGGGCCUUAUGCCUUCAUGGCAGGACCCCAAUGUUAAAUCAGAAAUGAGUAGUGGUAGCGCAGCCCCCAACCCUUCCAAGGGUCUUACUCACAGAAUGGUGUCUAUUGAGGGCAACAAGCUACGAACCUGUGCACUUUGUUCCCUCAAUAAGAUAAAGACACGGUCGGGCUGGGGCGUAUACACUCGGCAUAAGUGCGAGGCGUGCACUGUACCUCUGUGUAAGGGGAAGCGUGACUGUUUCCAAGCAUUCCACAGGGUGUUUGGGUACAAAUAUGAAAUGUCAGGGCUAGCACAACAAACGCAAGAUAUCAACAGCCCUUUUAAAAUGUCCAGAAAGGAAGCAAUUAGGACCAGCUCCAUACCAUCAACACAUAUGACUGAGGACAGGCAGGACGCUAACCUCGUUCAAUUCAAAUCGUCACAAUAUAAUUAUGAAUUGCCUAAAACAGAUCAAUAUACCCAGGAAUCGUCUAGCAGUGUUGCAAUGCAUCAGCCCAGAUCAGAUCAGUUUGGUCAGGACUCUGGUAGCUCUACCAUGUAGCCGUUUAGAUCAGUUUGGCAGGGAAUCUGUCUGUUCCACAUGUACCUUUCUAGAUUAGUUUGGUAGGGACUGGGUCUGUUCCACAUGAACCUUUCUAGAUCAGUUUGGUAGGGACUGGGUCUGUUCCACAUGAACCUUUCUAGAUCAGUUUGGUAGGGACUCGGUCUGUUCCACAUGUACCUUUCUAGAUCAGUUUGGUAGGGACUCGGUCUGUUUCACAUGUACCUUUCUAGAUCAGUUUGGUAGGGACUGGGUCUGUUCCACAUGAACCUUUCUUGAUCAGUUCAUGGUAGGGACUCUGGCAGUUCCAUAUGUACCUUUCUAGAUCAGAUAAUUUUGGCAGUGAUUCUGGAAGUGUGGCGAUGUAGACAUCACAUCAGUUUGGUUGUGACACUAACAGUUGUACUGUGUAGAAUAUCAGAAAAAUGUGAUGUUGCUUGACCAAACAUUUGAUUCUGAUUACGGCUGGUAGCAUUAAUGAUGCUCUCAUCCUAAUUAUUUCUAAGUAGAGGUUUUACUAUCUGUCUUGACAUCAUUACUGAAUGGAAAUGCUAUUUAGGACCUUGUAAAUAUUACGUUUGUUUAUUUACCGUGCCAAUCUUAAAGUCGGACUUCUUACUCUAUAUAAUACAGAUGUUUGUUGUUUACUUUCAGGAGCGCAGUAUAGUAAGGCUAAUCCCAGAUAUCCGUUACACAGCAAUCAGACCCAUUGGUAUGGCAUUCAGAGUCACAUGCAUCAGUAUGGCAUUGUCACUGAAUGUCAAAGUUCACAAUACACUGCUAGUUAUGGUAACAAUCAAACUUCAUUAGAUAAAAGUGUGCAGGGUAAUUUACCCCUGAAACACCAGCUGGUACGGACUAUUUCUGGAAAUACUAGAGUAUGCAUCAAUUGUUCAUUCAACAAAAUGAAGACCAAGUCUGGCUUUCCAAUCUACACACGUUAUCGUUGCCAGAAGUGUGAUGUGGCUUUGUGUAAUACAAAAAUGAGGGACUGCUUUGACAAAUACCAUGAAAUGAUUCAGGACACACUUCCCGAUGGGGAUUUAUGAGCCAGCAUCUUGAAACUUUCCACACAAGAUUACAGUGACUGAAGUUUUAGUUUUUCUGAUUAAAUCAAUUUGUGGAUUUUAUACAAGAUAUGGAAAGCAAGGUUGUUCAUGUCAAGUCGGUUUCUGUUGAUAACUGGCAGAAUACUCAGAUUGUUUCACCAUUGGAACAGCUUUCAUAUCACAAAUAAUGACCCAGAAAUGAAUUGAGAUUGGGUUCUAGUCUUGAAAAUGGCUAUUUAAGCCUGUGCUCGCAGCUGUUGCUAAAUGUACUUAAAAAUUCCUGUCAGAGAUAUUUCGACAUAUAUACAACAGACUUUUAUCACUAUAUAUAUUUUGUUUGAUUUAUUCCUUGUUCAAGCAAUAUGUAUAUAAUAAAUUGCUUGAUUGCUAAAAUUAAUCUGACGAUUGUUUUUGUUGCACAGUUCUCCAAACAAGGAAGAGCAGAGAGGUUAUAGGAAACUUGUAUCAAUGUUCCACUAUGGUGAUCAUCCUUUUACAUUUAGAUGUUUUUAUCAGACUUUGGUAUAUAAAUAUGUUUAAAGAAAGGUUUUCACAACAUACUUAACCUAGGUCUUCCUUUACCAUUUCAGGAGAAGCUGUGCAACACUAUGACCCUUUCUCAAAUUUCUAUGCCUUUGACCCAUCUAGGGAUCAAGGUCGUGUGGUUGGAAGCCCAAGC